Molecule: messenger RNA, 2774 nt
Organism: Hibiscus syriacus
Lineage: Eukaryota; Viridiplantae; Streptophyta; Magnoliopsida; Malvales; Malvaceae
Product: neutral ceramidase 2-like
Exons: 10
Coding region: 262-2610 (782 amino acids)
Biological process (GO): long-chain fatty acid biosynthetic process; ceramide catabolic process; sphingosine biosynthetic process
Cellular component (GO): extracellular region
Molecular function (GO): N-acylsphingosine amidohydrolase activity
Source: RefSeq, a predicted model, not a curated record
CGUACACCAUCAGUUACUCACGUAAUAAUCGUUGGUCUGAAAGGAAGUCUCGCUUGCCAACACGAAUUUGUCUCCUUUUGGCAGAUCUUGUCAACUAUCCAAUUAUCCAGCCUUUAUCUUUUUAACAUGAGUUUAUUCAAUAUCACUCUUUAGUGUUUCCUUAUAUGGGUAAAUCUUCUUCCCCACAACUUCACUUUCAACAAGCUUCAGAUUUUGACUCAAACACUGCUUCAACCUGCUGAAUGAAAUAAAGCUGAAGCUAUGAAGAUGGUUUGUAAAGAUUGUUGCUUCAUGGAGAGGCCAUCUAGGGUUAUCUGGUUCUCUUUUUUGUUGUUUCUUUUACUGCAAAUUGAAGGUUCUUUACCAGCUUCCAAUUAUUUGAUUGGCCUUGGAAGCUAUGACAUAACGGGGCCUGCUGCUGAUGUUAACAUGAUGGGUUAUGCAAAUAUGGAACAAAUCGCAUCCGGCAUUCAUUUUAGAUUGCGUGCUAGAGCCUUUAUCGUUGCCGAACCUCAGGGGAACCGUGUUGUGUUUGUGAAUCUUGAUGCCUGUAUGGCCUCACAAAUUGUUACAAUUAAAGUACUUGAGAGAUUAAAAGCAAGGUAUGGUGAGCUUUACACAGAGAAGAAUGUUGCCAUCAGUGGCAUUCAUACUCAUGCUGGCCCUGGUGGAUAUCUUCAAUAUGUUGUGUAUAUCGUAACUUCUCUUGGAUUUGUAAGAGAGUCCUUUAAUGUUAUUGUCGACGGGAUAGAGAAAAGCAUUGUACAAGCUCAUGAAAAUCUCCGCCCAGGUUCUAUUCUGAUAAACAAUGGGGAACUCUUGGAUGCUGGUAUAAAUCGUAGUCCAAGCGCUUAUCUGAAUAAUCCAGCCGAUGAACGAAGUAAAUAUAAGUAUAACGUUGAUAAAGAAAUGACACUGAUUAAGUUCGUUGACGAGGAGUGGGGUCCCACAGGCAGCUUUAACUGGUUUGCUACCCAUGGAACUUCUAUGAGUCGUACAAACUCAUUGAUUAGUGGUGACAACAAAGGUGCUGCAGCACGAUUUAUGGAAGAUUGGUUCAAACAGACAGGUUUUAUGACAUAUUCUGAUAGCCUCUCUGUCAACAAAUCCACCAGUGAUAGAAUCCCUCGAAGAGUUUCAAGCAUCAUUCCUAACUUUGGUGACAAACGUAAGGAGUUUAUGGAACUUGCUGCUUCGUUCAAAUCUUCUCAAGGGCGACCUGCUACUAGACUUCUGAGUGUUGCAAAACGAGUUAGGAAUUCCUUAAGGCAGGCAGAUAGACCCCAGUUUGUAUCAGCAUUCUGUCAAUCAAAUUGUGGUGAUGUCAGCCCAAACACGCUUGGUGCAUUUUGCAUAGACACUGGACUGCCAUGCGAUUUCAAUCAUAGUACCUGCAAUGGGAAGAAUGAACUGUGUUAUGGCAGGGGCCCGGGCUACCCUGAUGAAUUUGAAAGUACUGAGAUCAUCGGGAAAAGGCAAUUCAAAAAGGCGGUUGAACUUUUUAAUAAUGCAACCGAAAAGUUGAAAGGAAAGGUCAGGUAUCAGCACGGCUUUCUAGAUUUCUCUAACCUUGAAGUUUCAGUUCCUAAAGUGGGAGGUGGGAGUGAGGUGGUGAAAACAUGCCCUGCAGCUAUGGGGUUUGCUUUUGCUGCUGGAACAACUGACGGUCCCGGAGCUUUUGAUUUUACACAAGGAGAUGAUCAGGGGAAUGCCUUCUGGAGAUUGGUAAGGAACGUGCUGAAAACGCCAAGUGAGGAACAGAUCAAUUGUCAGAAACCAAAGCCUAUUUUGCUUGAUACCGGUGAAAUGAAACGACCGUAUGACUGGGCACCCUCUAUACUUCCGGUUCAAAUUUUGCAGAUAGGGAAGCUUGUCAUUCUCAGUGUACCUGCAGAGUUCACAACCAUGGCUGGCAGGCUCCUCCGAGAUGCUGUUAAGACAGUGCUUACUACGGGACGCAACUGGCAAUUUGACAGCAAUGUCCAUGUUGUCAUUGCAGGGUUGACAAAUACUUAUUCCCAAUAUGUUUCCACUUUUGAGGAGUAUCAAGUGCAGAGAUAUGAGGGAGCCUCUACUCUGUAUGGACCAAACACGCUUAAUGCAUACAUACAAGAGUUCAAGAAACUUGCAGAGGCUCUUAUCAGUGGCGGAUCUUUUGAAGCAGGGCCACAGCCACCAGAUCUUCUCGAUAAGCAGAUUAGCUUAUUAACACCGGUUGUCCUCGAUGCAACCCCCCUUGGUGUGAAUUUCGGAGAUGUUAAAGCUGAUGUCUCUAAUUCCACCUUCAAGCGGGGUGAUAUGGUCUCAGUCACCUUCUGGUCUGCUUGUCCUAGGAAUGACCUCAUGACGGAGGGCACAUUCUCAUUGGUUGAACUUCUUCAAGAUCAAAAUACAUGGAUCCCGACAUACGACGACGACGAUUUUUGCUUAAGGUUUAAGUGGUCAAGGCCUGCAAAACUAAGUCCUCAGAGUUAUGCAACCAUAGAGUGGAGGAUCCCAAAAUCAGUGGUCACUGGUGUUUAUAGGAUAAGCCAUUUUGGUGCUUCGAAAUCGCUUUUUGGUUCAAUUCGCCAUUUUACAGGUACUUCAAGUGCCUUUGUAGUGGAAUAGCAAAGGGGGAGAUAUUGUAUAAGGCUUCCAUAUAUACAUUUAGUGGCACAUUGUGGUAUAGGAUACAUUUAUAUAUGUGUCUAAGGCAGAUAUGGUGUAAGAAUAAAGGAAUUGUUUAGUUGUAUUAUGUGCAAUAACACAGCCAGAUAUGGGUUAUUUAGCCA